Molecule: messenger RNA, 807 nt
Organism: Sphaerodactylus townsendi
Lineage: Eukaryota; Metazoa; Chordata; Lepidosauria; Squamata; Sphaerodactylidae
Product: phospholipase A and acyltransferase 3-like
Exons: 6
Coding region: 1-807 (268 amino acids)
Biological process (GO): N-acylphosphatidylethanolamine metabolic process
Cellular component (GO): cytoplasm
Molecular function (GO): A2-type glycerophospholipase activity; glycerophospholipid phospholipase A1 activity
Source: RefSeq, a predicted model, not a curated record
AUGGUGCCACCUUUCCCGGCACCAGCCUGCCGUUGCCUGCCGGCAGGUGGUGGUUGGAACUCUCCCUCCAUUACAACUGAUCUCCAGGUGGAGCCCAAACCUGGAGACCUUAUCGAGAUCACUCGUUUGGGUUACAAGCACUGGGCUAUCUAUGUAGGUUCUGGUUAUGUGAUCCACCUGGCGCCUGCAGAGUCAACUAAAUUGGAGAAAGUGAGCGGGGGAAGCGGGGGCUGGGGAAUUCAGCCAACCAGAAUGCGGGAAACAGAGGUUGCCCACGCAUGCUUAGAGGACAUUGCUGAAGACCUCGCGGUGCAAGUGGAGGAGACCCGGGGAACAGAUGAAAUAAAACCUGGGGACCUCAUAGAGAUCUUCCGCUCUUGCUAUCAGCACUGGGCCAUCUAUGUCGGAGAUGGCAAGGUAGUUCACUUGGCCCCUGAAUGCGACCGUCUCGCUAAUGGUGCUGCCAGCGUUUUGGCAGUCUUGUCUGACAGAGCUUAUGUGAAGAAAGACUGGUUAGAUGUCGUGGUACGGAAGGACCUGUACAGAGUGAACAACAAGCAUGACAGCACGCACUCGUUGGUACCGCUUGCCAAGAUCCUUCAAAGGGCAGAGGAGCUGGUGGGCAGCGAGAUGCCCUAUAACCUGACUACCCAUAAUUGUGAACAUUUUGUAAUGGACUUACGAUAUGGAGUUGCAAUGAGCGACCAGGUCACCGAUGCCAUAGCUGUGGGGACAAUUGGCAUGAUGGGUGUAGCGGCUGCCAUGCUCCGAUCUGCAGCCAAGAGACGCAAGCACCGCUAUGAAUAG